UCGUUAAUUACAUAUAUUUUAUGCACACUUUGAGAAGAAGGAGAGAAGUUUAAAGCUAAGGCAGCAAUGACCAUUCCUUCAAAGCUUAUUCUCCCUUUAUUAUUUGCUCUAGUUAUUUUGCUAUUGAUCCCCUUGAACACCAACUUCUCAAAUUUCUUCACCAUUGAAACCUUUUCUAAUUUCUUGAGCUCCUUUCAUGAAAAAUCAAACCAUCAAUCCAAUAAUAAGCAAGAAAGCAAUGUAGUGCAAAGCUUCAAACCUUCUCGAAAGAGAUCCAAUUCGAGAUAUGACUACAUUGGCUUCAAAAACAUUGAAGAUCUAGAUCCAUCUUCCAUUAACCCUUUGGUGCUCCCAGAGCUCCCCCGGACUUCCCAAUAUCGUGCAAUUUCCAUCAAUGCAAGCCAGUGUUUUCCGGUUGAUUUACCAAAUCAUGCAAUAACAAACACAAAUUGUUGUCCACCUUUACCAUCACCUUAUAAGUUCAAAGAUUUCAAAGAUUUUGCACCUUCAAAUAGUCCACUUAGAGUUAGAAAACCAUUUCACUUAAUUGAUGAAGAGCUUAUAGCCAAAUUUGAAAAAGGUAUUGCUCUAAUGAAAGCACUACCUGAAGAUGACCCACGUAGUUUCUAUCAACAAUCCAAAAUCCAUUGUGCUUAUUGUAAUGGUGCUUAUCAUCAACAAUACCCUUUUGAGAAUCUAAAAGUUGACAUUCAUAGGUCAUGGCUUUUUUUCCCUUUCCAUCGUAUGUACCUUUAUUUUUUUGAGAGAAUCUUAGGGAAUUUAAUUGGUGAUCCAAAUUUUGCAAUACCUUUUUGGAGUUGGGACUCAAUAGAAGGAAUGCAAAUCCCAAAACAUUUCACACGCCUAAAUUCUUCACUUUAUCAUAAACUUAGAGACAAGAACCACAUGCCACCACAUGUUGUUGAUCUUAACUACAAGCUAAAGGAAAAUUAUGUCUCUGCUAAUAAACAAAUUUCUUUCAACUUUGCCACUAUGUACAGACAAAUGGUUUUAGCUUCUACAAAAGAAUUAUUCAUGGGAAGUCCUCUAAGACUUGGAGAUGAGUCUCAUCCAGGUAUUGGUUCUGUUGAAAGUGCUCCUCAUAACACCAUGCAUUCUUGGGUUGGUGCUUCUGAAACUCCAAACCGUGAAGACAUGGGGACAUUUUAUACGGCUGCUAGAGAUCCUCUUUUUUAUCCUCAUCAUUCAAACCUAGAUAGAAUGUGGGUUAUGUGGAAAAAUUUGGGAGAAGGAAGAAAAGAUUAUAGUGAUGAUUUAGAUUGGUUAGAAUCUACUUUUUUCUUCUAUGAUGAAAAUGCCAAUCUUGUUCGUGUGAAGAUAAGAGAUUCUAUUGAUACAAUAAAAUUAGGAUAUGUUUAUGAAGAUGUUAAUAUGCCAUGGCUAAAUUUUAAACCUACAUCAAAAAGAAAGAGUAAAGAACUAAGGGAAGCUAAAAUAGCUAAAAUUUUGAGUUCAAGGGAAAAAAUAUUUUUUCCUUUAGUUUUGGAUUCAAUAAAAAGUGUCAUUGUGAAGAGGCCUAAGAAGUUGAGAAGUAAGGUAGAAAAAGAACAAGAGGAAGAAGUUUUAGUGAUAGAAGGGAUUGAAUUUGGAAGUGAUAAAUCUAUAGCAUUUGAUGUUCAUGUUGAUGAUGUUGAAGAUGACUUGAGUGACCCUGAUCAAGUAGAGUUUGUGGGAAGUUUUGUUAGUUUGCACCAUGGGCAUAAUGGUAAAACUAGCACUAGUUUUAAGGUAGGUAUAUCAAAAGUGUUGGAGAAUUUGAAUGUUGAUGUAGAUGAUGAUUUGGUGGUUACCUUGGUGCCUAAGGUAGGUGAAGGUGAGGUUUGUAUAGGCAAUAUCAUGAUUGAGUUUUUGCCAAAAUACUAGAAUUGUGGGAUUUAUUAAAUUUUUAAGUGUACUUUUGUAAGGUCAACAAGGUUUUUUUGUUUACAUGUAUUGAAUUGAAUGAUUGAUUUUGUACGUUUAAUUUAGAAAUAAUGAUUAUAUAAUAUUGUGCAAUA
Messenger RNA from Trifolium pratense (red clover), 2018 nucleotides. RefSeq names its product polyphenol oxidase I, chloroplastic-like. Bases 67 to 1884 code for a protein of 605 amino acids. NCBI's taxonomy places the organism in Eukaryota, Viridiplantae, Streptophyta, Magnoliopsida, Fabales, Fabaceae. Gene Ontology annotation, molecular function: catechol oxidase activity. The record is from RefSeq and is a predicted model, not a curated record. Gene Ontology annotation, biological process: pigment biosynthetic process. The transcript has 2 exons.